AUGGAUAUUUCCACACUCUGUCAAUCCCUAUCCCUCUCAGAUGAGGAGGAUGACAUCCCUGUAUGUGUUUUGGGAGAAAAAGCCAGAGUCGCGGGAGAAGAUAAGGUGGCAAAAUCGCUGAUUGGUAAAAUUUUAUCAACAAAAACAGUCAACAGAGAUGGUUUUAUCUCUACAGUUAAUUAUAUUUGGCGUACUAAAGAUCCAGUGGUUGUGGAAAUGCUGGGUAAGAACAUGUUUGUCUUCCAUUUUAGUUCGACGGAAGACAGAAGAAGAGUAAUGGCAGGUGGACCAUGGAGAUAUCAGGAGUCCAUCAUUGCGCUUGAAGUACCUUGUGGAAUUGGAGAUUAUUCCAAUAUGAAAUUUUCACAGAUUUCCUUUUGGAUUCAAAUACAUAACCUCCCGUUAAUGUGUUUGAAUAUGGAUGCUGGUUUAUCUCUAGGCUCUCAGAUUGGUCUCGUAGAAGAAGUUGAUCCCGGAGCCUCAGGGGACUGUCUGGGGAAAUAUAUCAGAGUUAGAGUUAAGGUGGACAUCUCAAAACCUUUGAAGAGAGGUCUGAAAGUGAAACUCGGGCCCGAGGAUGGAGUAAUACUGGCUGUGCUGAGAUAUGAACGUUUGCCUGACCUCUGCUAUAAAUGUGGCAUAAUUGGGCAUCCAAUGCUGGAAUGUCCACUUGGGACAGAGGUGAAAGAGUGCAAGUAUACAGAUUUAAUAAGAGCAGAAGUAAAGAAUAGCUUUCGAGCUAACAGCAAGCGAGUGAGAAGUGAAUUGACGAAGAGUGGAGUGGCGGGAGAGAUCCAAACGGAGAGGGAGAUGGUGGUUGAAGGAAGAUAUGCGAACUCAGGCCACCGUGAAACUGUUUUGGAUAGUGCGGGAUCAUCGAAAGUGAAUCUGCAACAGAAGGCAAUAAUUGCGGAAGAAAUAAAGGAGAAUAAGGAAGGCAAUCAAACUGGUGAGAUUCUUCAAUCAGUUUUGAAUGCAAAAGAUUUAAUUGAGAUUGAUAUAGAUAAGGAAAGUGAACCUAAAGGAAAGGAGAUAUUGGCGCGGUCAAAUAUUGUUCAAAUAAAAGAGGUGGACGAGAUAGGCCCAGGGAUGGGGGCAAAGGCUAAAGGAAAGGGAUUGAAGCCCAUCUCAAAAUUCAGUCCAUUAUCAAAAAUUAAAAAACCAAAGAAAGCCAAAACGAGGGCGUUUUCAGUUCUAGCUGAGAUAGAUGGAAACACGAGCAGAAAGAGUGAAAGGGAGAAUGAAGAAAGUAGAAAGGGUCUUUCGCUCAGUACAGGGAAAGAAAAUAAUGGAGAGGAUGAGUAUGGCAACAUUAUUCCAACGGCGGUUCCUGCUCAGCAGGACUGCCGACAUCAAUGA
This is a messenger RNA of Mercurialis annua (annual mercury), 1359 nucleotides long. RefSeq lists its product as uncharacterized. The record is from RefSeq and is a predicted model, not a curated record. The transcript has a single exon. Bases 1 to 1359 code for a protein of 452 amino acids. Gene Ontology annotation, molecular function: zinc ion binding; nucleic acid binding. NCBI's taxonomy places the organism in Eukaryota, Viridiplantae, Streptophyta, Magnoliopsida, Malpighiales, Euphorbiaceae.